Gorilla gorilla gorilla (western lowland gorilla) is the source of this 3562-nucleotide messenger RNA. It is a transcript of the gene H3C4, whose product is annotated as H3 clustered histone 4. Bases 1491 to 1901 code for a protein of 136 amino acids. The record is from RefSeq and is a predicted model, not a curated record. Gene Ontology annotation, cellular component: nucleosome. The transcript has a single exon. NCBI's taxonomy places the organism in Eukaryota, Metazoa, Chordata, Mammalia, Primates, Hominidae. Gene Ontology annotation, molecular function: protein heterodimerization activity; DNA binding; structural constituent of chromatin.
AAGUAGCUAUUUUGCAGUUUUCUUUAAUAAUUCUUCCACUUAUAAGUGGGUGUUCUUAACACUGAAUCGUGAAACUAACCGUCCAUUUUAAAGAUGCCAUAAAAAUACUUAAGCAAAUUGGCGGGGCGCGGUUGCUUACGCCUGUAAUCCCAGGACUUUGGAAGGCCAAGGUGGGCGGAUCACAGGGUCAGGAAUUCCAGGACAGCCUGACCAACAUGGUGUGAAGCCCCGUCUUUACUAAAAAUAAAAAAAUUUGCCGGGCGUGGUGGCGCGCGCCUGUAAUUUCAGCUACUUAAGAGGUUGAGGCAGGAGAAAAGCUUGAACCCCGGAGGCGGAGGUUGCAGUGAGUCGAGAUCGCGCCACUGCACUCCAGUUUGGGCGACAGAGCGAGACUCUGUCUCAAAACAAACAAAAACCCAAAAAAGCAAACUAAUUAAAAUGCAGAGACUAUGUCACAUGUAAUUUAAAUCGAUCAAUGCAGCGGCUCCUUAGGAUUGCGAAGCUGUUAAAAGGCCUGAGAAAUACAGGAGAGAAGUUAAUGUUUGUUAGUGUUUACAUUUACAUAUAAAUAUAGUUAGUGACUUAAAGCAACAGAACCAGAACAAAUCUUUUAUUGUCUUUUGUAUGCAUCUUAAUUAUACGAAAUAACCUGUAAUUUGUAAGUAUUUUUUGGGUUUGUUUUUGCAAGCCACUUUCAACUCUACUGAGCUAACCCUAAUUAAUUAUAAAUAGGAAUACAAACCUACAUCCCCUGGAGCCAGACGGCCCUUAGGUGGAGCUUCUUAGCACAGUGCAGCAUGACUAAAAGGGCACACUGGUCUUUUUGUGCCAUUUAUAAAUUUGGCUUUUUUUUUUUUUAUACAGCAGAUUACACAAAUACCAGUUGAAGUUGUAAAAGAUAAGAGAGUGCUUUCAUAUGAGGAUGUCAUAUUGUGGUGAAAUUAAAUGUGUUCAUGUAGCUUAACAUCAGGUUUCAUAUUGUUACUUAUGAGUUAAUAGUCAUGGUGCAUUUGGAACAAAUUAUUGAAAAUAUCUCCAAGUUUAAAUAGACAAAUCAAGAUAUGAAAUUAACCUUUCUAAACUUAAGAGGGUAAAAAGAAAUCACUUGGCCAAUCACAACUAGCGCGCGUCUUUUUAAAACGUUGAUCAAAGCCAGUUUCAGCGCCAACAUUAAAAAAAAAAGACACGUCAUCCUAGUAGCUAGACACAAUUUUGCCAAGGAAAACCAAAGUACGUUUUAAAUAAAAGCUAGAAACAUGGCACAGAGGGGAAAGGGUUGAAAACACCAGCAGUUAAAGGAGAUGGACGGAGGAAAGUUUUAAUAUUUGGUCUACAUGCAGGAGAUGUUCUGUCAGGGAGUGGACGUCUCCACCAAUCGAGCUGCAGGGGAAAGGCUGCCUUGUCCAAUCAGAACAGGGCUGUCUUUAUAUAUACGGGUACAAAAGGCUAGACUCGUUUUUUCGUCAUUUAGCAGGGUUUAGAAGUUCGCAAUGGCUCGUACCAAGCAGACUGCUCGCAAGUCUACGGGUGGGAAAGCGCCACGCAAGCAGUUGGCCACCAAGGCUGCUCGAAAGAGCGCUCCAGCCACCGGCGGCGUGAAGAAGCCCCACCGUUACCGGCCCGGCACCGUGGCUCUGCGCGAGAUCCGCCGCUACCAGAAGUCGACCGAGCUGCUGAUUCGCAAACUGCCAUUCCAGCGUCUGGUCCGUGAGAUCGCGCAGGACUUCAAGACUGAUCUGCGCUUUCAGAGCUCGGCGGUGAUGGCGCUGCAGGAGGCCUGCGAGGCCUACCUGGUGGGGCUCUUUGAGGACACCAACCUAUGCGCCAUUCACGCCAAGCGAGUGACUAUCAUGCCCAAGGACAUCCAGCUUGCUCGCCGCAUUCGUGGGGAGAGGGCGUAAAUUGUCUUGUGAAUGUGUGCUAACUGAAACCCAAAGGCUCUUUUCAGAGCCAACCACCUUUUCUAUAAAAGUUGCUGUUUACUGUUGCUGUCCGUAAACUGGAACCUCUGUUCAGUCAAGGUAAAUAAGCAUUCUUGCCUCUAUCCGUUCCCCCUCCCCUCACGGAAUUGGUGCAAAAAGCUUUAUUAUAAUUGGGGAGUUCUUAAAACAGCCUUUAAGGUACUCUUAUAUCUACUUGUUUUGGGGGCCGCUUUCUUAGGCUUGGAUGCCUCCGGGUUGGGAACUUUCUUGGCCACCUUUGACCAACCAACCUUCUCCAGCAGCCUCCACCAGCAAAAGCUUUUGGGGUCUGCUUAGUACUCUUCUUCCGAAUAAGGACGCCCCAAGCUUUCUUGGGCCUCUCGGCUGCCAGGACAGCUGUCUUGGGCAUGACUGCAGCGGCUUUUCUGGCCUCGGUCUUCAUUUUCCUAACACCGCCUGGUUUAGCGGGAACGAACCCGAGGCGCUGCUCUCCUUAGCACGAAGAUGCCCUCGUUUGUUUUCAAGGCCCAACUUUAUUCAAAUAAUUUUUAAAAAUUUGUAUUUAUUUUUAGGGACGAGGUCUCACUAUGUUACCCAGGCUGGCCUCAAAACUCCUCAGCUUGGCCAGGCGAGGUGGCUCAGGCCUGUAAUCACAGCACUUUAGGAUGCCAAGGCGGGAGGAUCACGUGAUGUCAAGAGUUCGAGACCAGCCUGCCCAACACAUUGAAACUUCGUCUCUACUGAGAAUACAAAAAUUAGCCGGGUAUGGUGGCACACGCCUGCAGUCCCAGCUACAUAGAAAGCUGAGGCAGGAGAAGGGCUUGAACCCGGGAGGCGGAAGUUGCAGUGAACCGAGAUCACACCACUGCACUCCAGCCUGGGCAGCAGAGCUAGACUCCGUCAAAAAAAAAAAAAAAUCCCCCAAGCACAAACAAAACCACCAAAAACAACUCCUUAGCUUAAGAGAUUCUCCCGCCUUGGCCUCACAAAAUGCUGAGAUUACAAGCGUAGGCCACCGCGACCGGCAAGGGCCGCUCUUCAUAAUCGUAGCCGCCAACACCUACUUGAGCGCGGCCACAGAGAAGGCCGCUGCGCUUCUUGGAGACGGCUGAGUCAUUAGUGAUGAACUCACAUACCGGAGGGGCCUGGACAUCUUGCGCUUCACUGCAACUUCGGACUUGCAAAGCUUUUUCUUUACGUCAGUCUUUGACUUGGGAGAUAGACCAGGAGUCACGGCAUGUACAGUUUCGGACAUGAUUGUAGGUUUGGAUAUCUAACAGUUAAAAAAAAAAAAAAGGCUGCGAGUGUGUCUGUGAUUACGUGUAUGUCACACACAGACACGCUGCGCGCUGAUUGGUUCCCAGCUCAGUCUUUCAGCUUGGCAGCAACCUAGUCUCAACCCUGUUUCUGAGUUGUGUUUGCGGAAAUUCAGAAAAUCAAAAUAGUUUACAUUUCCUGAGGAGGAAUCACACCAAUUAUAUUCUACAAUGAACUGGAACGGCUACGGCGUUAUGAUCUUUACAUUUUCUUUCUCUAGUUUUUAUUUAAGGCAGCCUCGGCCUUUAUCAAAAGCUCCAACUUUCAGAGAUUCACAGUUCAGAGGGACAACUUCUUGAUUUUCAUUUAAAAUAUAAAUUCUU